AUGGAUAAUUCGGCGGACUGCGCUACAAGAGGCCUUACACCCCUGGAGCUGUCGGAGUUUUCCCUCUGGUGGUCCGGACCCGGGUGGCUUAUUGAAGAGGAGGCGUCAUGGCCGAGGCUAACAACAGCAAAUGAAAUUGCAGCGUCUGUGUCGGCUGCGGAGAUCGACGUGCGAGUGGCGACUGAUGCAGUGACGGAAUGCUUACCGCAGUUGAUUCAGGCUCAUCAUUUUGCGGACGAGAUACGAGCUUUGAAGGCUGGAAAAGCUCUGCACAAGCGGAGUUUACUUGUGAGACUGACACCGUUUAUCGACAGCAAUGACAUCCUGCGUGUCGGCGGUCGACUUCACAAUGCCCAGCUGCCAUUCGACGAGAGACAUCCAAUUAUAUUGCCGGGAAGCUGCCCACUUGUGCGUAGGAUGAUCGAGGCGACUCACGAGGAUUUGUUGCACGGUGGGCCUCAACUGAUGCGUUCGCACCUCUCACGCACGGUGUGGAUCACUCGCGGCGUGCGCGUGAUCAGAGGUGUUUGCCAGCGUUGCGUCAGGUGUACAAGAUAUAAAGCGGCGGCCAUUAGUCAGCAAAUGGCUCCGCUUCCCGCUGAUAGAGUGAAGCCUGGACGACCCUUCUCUAUCACUGGCGUGGAUUACGCGGGACCAUUGCCGGUUUUGUUCUCCAAGGGAAAAGGAGCAAGAGCAACCAAGGGCUACAUCGCCAUUUUCGUGUGCAUGGUGGUCCGUGCUGUUCACGUGGAAAUUGUAUCUGACCUGACUACUUCGGCCUUUCUCGCAGCGUACGAUCGCUUUGUCUCUCGUCGUGGUCCGCCGUCGGUGAUGUAUUCGGACAAUGCAACAACGUUCAAGAGUGCCUCCAAGGAGCUUGCGUCGCUGUUCAGGCAGAGUUCGGCCUUUCGCGUCAGAAUCGNUUGCAAUCAUCUCGUCGCAUAUUUCAUUUUGGCCCGCAGCGGCAACAAUCCCUUUGUUCAAUUCCAACAGGCUUAG
Trichogramma pretiosum is the source of this 999-nucleotide messenger RNA. RefSeq lists its product as uncharacterized. Gene Ontology annotation, molecular function: nucleic acid binding. The transcript has 2 exons. The record is from RefSeq and is a predicted model, not a curated record. NCBI's taxonomy places the organism in Eukaryota, Metazoa, Arthropoda, Insecta, Hymenoptera, Trichogrammatidae. Bases 1 to 999 code for a protein of 332 amino acids.